Hibiscus syriacus is the source of this 1215-nucleotide messenger RNA. Its product is annotated as L10-interacting MYB domain-containing protein-like. The coding region runs from base 82 to 1083 and encodes 333 amino acids. Lineage: Eukaryota; Viridiplantae; Streptophyta; Magnoliopsida; Malvales; Malvaceae. The record is from RefSeq and is a predicted model, not a curated record. The transcript has 3 exons.
UCUUUAAGAUUUGAUAUCAGAUGUUGAAGAACACAGUGAGAAGAAAAUUUUAAAUUUUUGGUGUUGCUCUUCCUUUUUAAGAUGAAAGAUACUUCACAUGUUGAUGCAAGUGGUGAAAAGGUCAAAGCAACAUGGGAUAAAAUGAAGACAAUAAUAUUUUGUGAUCUUUGCAUUAAGGAGAUAUUAAAUGGUAAUAGACCCGGUACUCAUUUUAGCAAAAAAGGAUGGAUAAAAAUAGUGAACAAUUUUGAAAAAGAGACAGGGAAGGCAUAUACACGAACACAAUUAAAGAAUAAGUGGGAUUUAUUGAAAAAAGAAUGGAAGUUAUGGAAAAAGCUUAAAGAAAAAGAUCCUGCACUGCGGUGGAAUCAUAUAAAAGGAACCGUGGAUGCCUCAGAAGAGUGGUGGGAGAGUAGGCUCAAGAUGGUGCCCGAAGCUCUAAGAUUCAGAACUGCAGGCAUUGAUCCUGAAUUAGAAGGGAAGUUGGACCACAUGUUCAGAGGGAUAGUAGCCAGUGGUUAUCAAGCAUGUGCACCUUCUUUGGAUAUAUUGCCUAGCGAUUUUGUUGAGCAUGGUGAUAAUGAUACACUUGAAGAAAUUCAGGAAGAAAAUACAUUGGAUGAUGUUCACAUAUUAAAUCAAGUUGGAUACGGUGAAAAUAGUGAAAGUCCUGGAAUUCAAUAUGUGCCUGUAGAACAUGUGCAACAGAAACGAAAAUCUGUUGAGAUGGGAUCUUCUCAUUUUAAGGCUGCUAAAAGUAAAUCCGCAAAACAAGUUGGAGGGGAUGAAAAGUUGCCUAAACAAAUGAAUAAACUAUGCAGUUCAGCUGACAAUAUGAGUCGAGCCACAUCUAGUUUGACUCUUGACAUGGACUCAUUUUUCAUUCAACAAGCAGUCAAAGAACUUGAUGAGUUAUCAGAGGAAGUUCCAAAAGCUAGUGAAUUAUACUUUUUUGCCCUGGAGCUAAUAAUGAAUAAAGAGAAACGAGCUGUUUUCUUAUCAAUUUCUCCUGAUAUUAGAGUCUGGUGGCUUAAAAGGAAAAUGGAGGAGAGUUCAAAAUUUUCUAGUCAUCUUGGUACUUGAGAUAUACAACUCCAAAUUUCUCUUGGACAUUGAUAAGUGUCAGUUUUAUUUAAUAUUUUGUUUAACUUGAACAUUAGGAAGUGAAACCUAUGUUUAAUCUUUGGUUUGUCUUGGACACUAAUAUGUGCAACC